Sinocyclocheilus rhinocerous is the source of this 1650-nucleotide messenger RNA. RefSeq names its product ceramide synthase 5-like. The coding region runs from base 376 to 1551 and encodes 391 amino acids. Gene Ontology annotation, cellular component: membrane. The transcript is spliced from 11 exons. Gene Ontology annotation, molecular function: sphingosine N-acyltransferase activity; DNA binding. NCBI's taxonomy places the organism in Eukaryota, Metazoa, Chordata, Actinopteri, Cypriniformes, Cyprinidae. Gene Ontology annotation, biological process: ceramide biosynthetic process. The record is from RefSeq and is a predicted model, not a curated record.
GUUUCAGAAUCACUUUGCCCAAAUCAUGAAAAAUAAUUAAUUCGAAACUAAGAUCUGAUUCGGAACAUCACUAUUACCGCUUACUAGUUUCAGCCAGCAACAGUAUCCUGAAACUCUACACCAGAGCAAUAAAUAUCUCUACCAUAUGUAUUAUGCAUUAUUAACGAGCAUUUUGUGUCGUAACCUGUUGUGAGGACUACGUAGUGCGCACACUUCCUCAUGCAACAGCCUCAUCGUGUGGAAACACCUUCAACACAUCCACACACGCCAGAGGAAGAGAGAGAGGGAGAAAGGGGGCGGCGAAUCGUUUGCCUCCCGCAUAUUUUCUGUCUUUACGUCCUCUUCUCUCUCUGAAUCUCUAGUUUUCCUCCUAACAUGGCUGCGCUCUCAGCCUGGUUCUGGAACGAGCGCUUCUGGCUUCCGCACAAUGUCACUUGGGCGGAUCUGGCCGACCCAGCGCCCGGAGUGGAGUACCCUAAAGCCGGCCACUUGCUCUCCGCGCUGCCGCUGGCCUUGGGGAUCUUCGCGGUGCGGAUCGUCUUCGAGAGGUGUAUCGCGGGUCCAUGUGCCUCCAUCCUUCACAUCCAGACGGAGUUGAGUCGGAGAGCUCAGCCCAACGCCGUCCUGGAGAAAGUGUUUACAUCCAUCACAAGGUCCCCAGACUCGAGGCACUUAGAGGGUCUGUCUAAGCAGCUGGACUGGGACGUGAGGAAGGUCCAGCGAUGGUUUCGACACCGGCGGAACCAGGACAAACCCAGCACAAGAACCAAGUUUUGCGAGAGCAUGUGGAGGUUUACAUUCUAUCUGUAUAUAUUUACGUAUGGGAUCCGUUUCCUGUGGCAGUCUCCCUGGAUGUGGGAUACGAGACACUGCUGGUACAAUUACCCUUAUCAGGUAACGCUUAAAAUAGAUUUAUUUUAUUUGUACACGGUGGAAACAAUCUGGAGAAUUCGGCUGCUGUUUGCAUUUUUUUUACAUAUUUCCCGUGUGUUUCUGCAGGAUUUCCUCAUCAUGUUCGUUCAUCAUCUGGCGACCAUCAGCCUGAUCAGUUUCUCGUAUGUAAAUAACAUGUUGCGUGUGGGGAGUCUGGUCAUGUGCGUUCACGACACAUCGGACUUCCUGCUGGAGGCCGCAAAGUUAGCAAACUAUGCCAAAUACCAGCGUUUAUGUGACUUCUUGUUUGUGGUGUUCAGUAUGAUCUUCUUCGGGACGAGAUUGAUCAUUUUCCCCUUCUGGAUUCUGAACACGACGCUCUUCGAGAGCUGGGAGAUCAUCGGGCCGUACCCGUCCUGGUGGCUCUUCAACUUUCUGCUGCUGGUGUUGCAGGUGCUGCACAUCCUCUGGUCCUACCUCAUCGCCGGCAUCGCCUUCAAAGCCAUCAUGAGAGGAAAGGUGUCCAAAGACGACCGCAGCGACAUCGAAAGCAGCUCGGAGGAAGAAACCGAAACGUCACCCAAAGAGCGACUCAAGACGGCUUCAUCCCGAGGAGAAAACGGCACCAACGGCCAUUUUGGCUCUAAACCCUGGAGCCAGAACCACAACAACUGGUGACGCUCACUCCACGUGGCCUUGCGCACAAAGAACUCAUGUCCCAGAAAUAUCGUGACGGGACUAUUGCUCAUCCCUGUACCUCACUCCAACACCAAAACC